Messenger RNA from Pogona vitticeps (central bearded dragon), 1622 nucleotides. RefSeq names its product ecotropic viral integration site 2B (gene EVI2B). Gene Ontology annotation, biological process: positive regulation of neutrophil differentiation; regulation of stem cell division. NCBI's taxonomy places the organism in Eukaryota, Metazoa, Chordata, Lepidosauria, Squamata, Agamidae. The record is from RefSeq and is a predicted model, not a curated record.
GUGUGCAAAAGAGGAUGCCCCUGUCCUUAAUCACUUCUCAUUUCUUGGUGCUUCCUGCACUAGUGUUGAUAAACUUCCCCUCUAUGUCAAAAUAAGUUUCUUUUGAAAUGUGUGAACCACCCCACACUUCAAAUGUAUUUGCUGCGCUCUCACUUCCCUGCUUUUAUAACAUUAAAAUGUGAAACCUACAAGCAAGAAGCUGGUCAGUACAAGAGGCAAUAGCAAGCAGUGCCACGGAAUUAGAGUGCCGAGAGAGCCAUGGAGACCCACCCUGCCCUCCUCCUUGUCCUCUGGGCACAACUGCCCCGGAACAUCAUCUCCGCAGAGACGAAAGGGCUGCCAGCCUCUACCCCCCCUCCAGCGAAGCUGCCUAUCACUAGAGCUGACAUCCGGACCCAGCCGUGGACGCCUCCGCCCAGCGAAUCGGACGACUCCGCCAAAAACAACAGGGAAUUGUUCACCACGGAGCCCAGCCACCCGAGAACAGAGGCGCCGGCGUCUCACGACGGGCACUUGAUCGCCGCCGUGAUCAUUGGGGUCACCCUGAUUGUCAUGAUCGUGGUUAUUGUCGGCAUCUUCUUGUGGAGGCGGUGGAAAAGGGCCGCUUCGCCUCUCCCCCACUGGGCCGGACGCUCUCCGUUCGCCGACGGAGACCUGCCGGACGUGAGUGCAGAGAAAGAAUCCGGCCAAGGGCCGAAGCGGGUCUCGGUGCUUUCUCUCCUUCCCUGGAAGCUGAACAAGGAUACGGAGCUGCUGGAAAAUGCCGAGGGGCCCUCGUCGGCCUCGGAGCAGAAUCUGGAGCUGCCCCCUGGACCGCCGGGCUCCCAGGAGACAGAGUCCUGCCCCACCACGACGGGGAACUCUGAUUCUUCAGCGAGCAUGCAAACCACCCUCUCGGAGGAACCAAGCGGCUUGGUCGAGGUCCCUUUGCAGCCGGACGCUCCGGGACCACUGGAUCCGCCUCCUCCACCCAACGGGUUUGGAGAAAUCCACGGAGAUCUGUGUCCUAACCCAAGCGAGUCUCUCUCACCUCAGCCAAUCACGGACGCCCAGUGUCCUGUACCUCUAGACCCCUCCUAUCAAAUCCCAGAAGAAGCACUGCCUCCACCUCCGGAAGAUCUCCUAUUUAAUUGAUUUAAAGGAAGAUUUGAGGUCAAUUUCAAAUUGCGUUCCCUUUUAUUAAAAAAAUAAUAAUACAUCCCUAGGGAAUAAAACUGUGUAGCACCAAGCUUGGAGAUCUAUAAAGGCUGCCUCUGCGUGUACCUUUUUGAAAAGAAGCAUCAUCUACUUCAACUUGGCCUAUGAGACUCCAUCUUGUCCGGCACGCCAUCUUCCCCACAGGGAUCCCUCCGAUCCUUUCAGGAAGGCCGCAAGAAAUGCGGCAAAACAGUAAUUGGUAUUCAGGGAUACUGUAUACUGCUCCUGCUGAUGGAGUCUUCACUGAUCCCCUUGGAAUUGCUCAUACCUUUCCUGACCUCAAGAGGUGCUGUAAUCUGGGCUGCGAAGACAUUCAGUUUCCCAGUGAAAUCUGUCACCAUGGCACACUCUAAACAUCUCAAAGAGCUUUAAUUCUGACACCCUCCUCCGCAGUUUCCAUUUAAAACAGCUGGGUUUUUUUUUUU